UUGAAUCGUCCAUGGAGUAGGUUCGAUAAUCAAGAAUGCCUUUCCAGCCGAGACGAAUAUCCUCGGUCAGCUUCAAAUCUUCUAUCUCGGCCACAGUGAAGAUAUCAGUAUGCCGGCAAUGAACGGAACGUUUGGGUGCUUACGUUUCGAUAUAAAUACUCGGAUUCCGAGGCAUUUUCAUAUGAAGGUAGCCACAGAUGCAAAAAGUCGACGAUAUGUUGUCGAGAAUAUCCUCGUGCUAAAUGGAGUCGCAAUCGUUGAGCUUAGUGGUGAGAUUUAUGUUGAACCACCAAAGACUCUAGUUAGCAUUGGGGGUGGCAUGCCACACACUUGGACUGCCUGCCUAGCUCGGAUCUGCAAGAACUUGGUAUAUCGCCCGACGAGCAAUCGUGUCAGAUGGUCAAUUUCUGGCAUUUUCCUUCCAAUCAGACAAUCCCAAUUGUUAAUGCACGAAGAGGAUUAUGAGGACUGUGAUGAUCUGCACAGUGUAAGGAUUCCUAAAUAUAAGAUUGAUGAUUCAAUCAUGAAUGCAUGGUUUGUCUGGGGAAAAUGUGAUCGGAAAUCGUGCGAUAUAAGAUCUUAG
Botrytis deweyae is the source of this 583-nucleotide messenger RNA. RefSeq lists its product as uncharacterized. The record is from RefSeq and is a predicted model, not a curated record. The transcript has 2 exons. NCBI's taxonomy places the organism in Eukaryota, Fungi, Ascomycota, Leotiomycetes, Helotiales, Sclerotiniaceae. Bases 110 to 583 code for a protein of 157 amino acids.